CAGACACUGACACGACAGGGUUUUUGUUGUCGCCUGUAGAAAAACUUCUCAGGUGAUGCUCAGUGUCUAAAAGUCUAACCUCCAUCACCUGUUGUACAUAAUGAAGGAUUCCGCGCGGGUUUUAUGUGAAAUGUUGGGGAUAUUUUUCAUGGCUGCUGGUUUUCUCCCACCACAUGUGUGGGCCCAAGUCAGCACGCAGAGCAUUGUGGUGGAGGCAAAGAACAUCACAGUUUCUGCGGGGUCAAGGGUCGUUCUGCCAUGUCAUAACCAGAAAAUUGUGUGGAGGCAGGACCAUCUUCGGGAUCGUCAACGUGUGGUGCACUGGGACCUGAACCGCAACCGCCCUGAUUACACAGUUGAGCGUGUUCUAGACAUGUUCUCAGGAGGGCCGGAGCGUGUCUAUAACGCCUAUAACAAGGGCCGGGUCACUGUCUCCAAAGAAGCAUUUGAUGAUGGCAACUUCUCUCUCACCAUCCAUAAUGUUGAUAUGAACGAUAAAGGCAUCUAUACUUGCAACCUGCAUCACCAUUACUGCAAGAUCGACCAAUCCAUUCAAAUCCAGUUAAACGUCACCAAGUCACCACGUAAGGAGAGGCGUGUAUGGAAUGGGGAGAAGUCUGUCUUUGUGGUGUUGGAGGGCAGCAGCGUGGUGUUGCCUUGUAUAAACCGACGCCCUCUUUGGAGGGGAGGGCUCCAAGAAGACCAGCAGCAGGUUGUGCACUGGGACUUUCAGGGUCCGGGGGUGAGGCAUCACCAGGCAGACCGGCUUCUCGAUCUGUACGCCUCUGGAGAGAAGCGGGAGUACAGGCCAUUGUACCUCAGCAAGAUGCUCAUCGCAGAUGAUGCCUUCAACAUGGGGGAUUUCUCCCUCACAAUUAAUGACAUUCAGCCAUCUGAUAAAGGUCUCUACUCCUGCCAUCUGCACCAUCACUACUGCGGCCUGCACGAGAGACGCAUCUUCCGGGUGAUCGUGGAGCCUCCUUUGCCGCCUGUAGCUGCCCCUACUGAGGCUCAGACCACUCAACUUGCUCGUACUGAAACCACACAAAAGCCAGAAGACAAGGAUAAUGACCCGGAUAUAAAUAACGUGGAAGUCUCACAUGUGUUUAACGUCAUCCUGCCUGAGAGCCAGACUCACCUUUUUCACCAGACUGGUUAUAUCCUGGCUUUCUUCCUACUGCUACUGCUCAUGCUCAUAGGAAUCGUCAUGACCACAAGACACUGCAAAAAGAAAGGGCUGGAGUAUGACAUUCGGAGGGCUGACCGGAGUCACAGGACGGAAAUUGAAAUGCAAGCUACUGAACUAAGACCCUUCAAUCAGGAAGUCCGGCUUGACUACAAGAACAACAUAAUGAAAGAGAGGGUGGAGAUGAACAACUAUUUUGCCCCAAAAGAGAUCGAUCUCAACAGAGAAAUGGAGAAAUUUUCAAAGAAGUAACUGAUGGCAGGCUGCUGGCUGGUCCAGGGCAUGCGCUACAGGAUUCAGGAAGACUGCAUGAGUACACAAUGGAGCUUUACUGUACAGUUAACAGGAGACUCUCCAACUCUAAAAACCCACAUGCUUGUAGUAUGUCUGUUUCUAAUGUAAUGAUUUGCAGUGAUCUGUGCGAAAACAUUUUCCUUGAAGUAAAUGUCAUUUGUGUAGUGUCAUUUAAAGGUCAGUAGUCAACGUUUUAUAUUAUAAAUAUAGUGUGCUGUAAUUCUAAUCUGUUAUAACAAGCGAAAACAAAUGCAGUGAAAACAGUAAGGUAAAUCGAUACUGAUGGCAGUUUCACUAAACAGUUUUGCCCUGCUAAAAUGAGCUCACCUGAUGGAACUUUCCAGAAGAAACGCAUUGGAUGCUUUUACUGAAACCAAAUUACAUGAUUAAGAAACACUCAGGAAGUUAACUA
Molecule: messenger RNA, 1892 nt
Organism: Ictalurus furcatus (blue catfish)
Lineage: Eukaryota; Metazoa; Chordata; Actinopteri; Siluriformes; Ictaluridae
Gene: mxra8b
Product: matrix-remodelling associated 8b
Exons: 10
Coding region: 101-1438 (445 amino acids)
Biological process (GO): establishment of glial blood-brain barrier; cell adhesion
Cellular component (GO): cell surface; membrane
Source: RefSeq, a predicted model, not a curated record